This is a messenger RNA of Stylonychia lemnae, 1932 nucleotides long. Lineage: Eukaryota; Ciliophora; Spirotrichea; Sporadotrichida; Oxytrichidae. The record is from the annotation of a GenBank genome assembly.
AUGGAAGAGUCUAAUAAAAAUGAAGAGUCAAACUCGAACUAACAUCAAGAUCUCUCAAUGAAUCAAAUCUAGUAGCAUGAUAAUGAGUAAUCAAGCAACCAGGUUCAGAAUGAUACAACACUGAAUCAAAUUCAUGAAGAGCAAGAAAAUAUUCAAGAGGACAAUAAUCAAGACAUUUAGGAUGACCUCCUAGAGAAUCAACAAAAUGCGAUAAAUGAGGAGUAGUAAGUGUAAAAGUAGAGGAAAAACCGCGAGUUAUCAUAUAUGAAAGCCCAGAAUAUAAUUAACGACAACAAUAACUUGGUUGUAAAACAAAGACAAUCUUAAGGUUCUUUCCUUAAGAGUUAGCAAGCAAAGAUGUAUAACUUCAUAUCUAAAUAGAAGCAAGAGAGAGCAUUAGAUUUCAACCAGAUGAGAAAGAACUUAGAUGCUUUGAGAAUUCCAUAGGAUAUUGAGUAUCUAUUUCCAAACAAAGUGAGAGUUUAUGAGUAAAUGAGGGAUCUUGAUGAAUAAAUGAAUCAAUUCAUAAAGUAGAAGCUUCUAAGUGUAAAAGAAGAUCUGCUUUAGAAUAAUGCGCCAAAGGGCGUAAAAAGAAACAUGCGAGCCAUGAUUGAAGUUUUUCAUGUUAACCCACAUGCUUAAAUGACAGGAACUGAAUGGAAAAUAAGAAUUGAGGGAAGACUUAUGGGUCAAGAGACUGAAAAGCAAAUUCUAGCAGAUGACGGAUCUACAGGUAGCAAAAGAUUUUUGAGUUUCUUUGAGAGAGUUAAAAUUGAAUUCCCCUAAGAGGAAUAUCCUGAUGUUGAAUGGAAUAAAGCGAAGACUGAUACUGGCUCCUCAUUUGACUGCAUUGAGAUCGUAAGAGCUUUCCCGAAAGAUUAAAAGAGAAAAUAAUAACCUAUUCCAGUCAAACUAAGCUUCUAUGUUGAGAACAAUCCUAAGAAAUAUAGACUUUCUAGUUAAUUAUCGAAAGUCCUAGGAAUUGAGGAGGAUACUAGGCUUCGUAUUAUAGGUGCACUUUGGUAAUUUAUAAAAUCAAACAGACUAUAAGACUCGGAUAAUCGCGAACUCAUCAACUGUAAUUCGGAACUAAUGGAAAUAUUUGGUGAUGACAAGCUAGAGUUUCAUAACGCUAUCUUUAAACUUAAGGAUCAUCUCUUUGAUAUCCUUCCGAUUGAGUUAAACUUUGAAAUCCAAACUAAAAGAGGUUGUCCCUAGUAAACUAUUCACUUUUAUGAUUUGCCUGUGUUUGAAUAUCAUACAAAAUCUUAAAGAGAACAGAUUGAAUUCCUAAUUAACUGCAAUUACGACUUUUUUAAUAGUAGCUAAGACCAUUUGGAUCUUGAUAAUGGGACCCAUAGCACUACUAAACUAGCAUUGAAUGGAAACUUACUUAAGAAAAGAGAGACCAAGUAUAAUAUUAAGAUUUCAAAUUCAAUUGAGAAAAUGAAGAAGAGUUAUAGGCAUAUGGAAUUUUACAACAGAAUGAGCAGAGACGUGAAAACCUAGAUUUAAAAUGUGAUUGUUGAAUAAAAUAAAUGGCUAAAAGUUAUAUAGGAAGAAUAGACUCCCUACUUUGAGCCUCAAGGGGAGCAUGAAUAAGCUAUGUUCUAUCAGUAAAACUAGAAUUGGAUUAUGGGGGAGGUUGAAAAUUACAUCACCUAAGUUAAGAGUAUAAAAGCAGCAAAAGCUUAAGAAGAGGAGAAUAUGAAUGACCAAUCUUAUGGUAAUGAGGAUGAAAUUCAGGGUAAUGAAAAAAAUCAAAGUAAUAAUGAGAAUUCUAGAAGUUAAAACAAGAGAAGUGUGGGUGGUGGUGAUAAUGAGCAGAGUGAAAAGAAACAUUCUAUCGUACCUAAUGGACUCAGUUCCGCAGUUAAUGGUGCUCAUGUUACUACAAGAAGUGGCUCCUAUAACCUUAGAGGAGCUUAAUGA